Messenger RNA from Colletotrichum godetiae, 1678 nucleotides. Its product is annotated as oxalate decarboxylase family bicupin. Gene Ontology annotation, cellular component: outer membrane-bounded periplasmic space. The coding region runs from base 191 to 1606 and encodes 471 amino acids. The record is from RefSeq and is a predicted model, not a curated record. Lineage: Eukaryota; Fungi; Ascomycota; Sordariomycetes; Glomerellales; Glomerellaceae. Gene Ontology annotation, biological process: oxalate metabolic process. The transcript is spliced from 4 exons.
GGCGAAGUGUUCCUUUCCUGGAAGCUUUUCCUACCUCACAUCUUAUUCUUAGCCAUUGAAAGCAAGAGAGGAUCAAUUGUAGACUCAAUUUACUUCCGUUGCCAUUCCCUACUUCGAGCUACCCUCUUGGCACACUGCAUCCCCCGGUCCCAUCGCAACAGUCUCCAUCACCACACACUCUUGGCCCAACAUGCAUCUCACCCAACCCACGGCAGCCAAGCUGCUGCUCCUCUGGGCAUCGGCCAGCGAGCUGUGCUCGGCGGCGCCGCACUUCGACAGCCCCCGCGAGCGCCUCCUCCGAGGAAUGGACAUCCCCGCAAGCUACAAGAAGAAGAGCACCAGCAACCCCUACGUCCCGGUCUUCAGGGAUCCCAACGACGGCGCCGUCGAUUCGGUCGGCGACGGCCUUGACCCGCUUCCCUACCGCAACGGGCUCGGCGCCUCAGUGCUGGGGCCCUGGAACAGCGAGCGCUCGCGCCAGAACCCGGACUUGGUACGGCCGCCUUCGACGGACAAGGGGAACAUGCCCAACAUGCGGUGGAGUUUUGCGGAUUCGCAUAUUCGGAUUGAGGAAGGUGGAUGGACCCGACAGACGACUGUACGUGAGUUGUCCACCAGCGUCGAGCUUGCCGGCGUGAACAUGCGUCUUGGUGAGGGCGUCAUCCGAGAGCUUCACUGGCACAAGGAGGCUGAAUGGGCGUACGUCUUGGACGGCGAGGUCCGCGUUACGGCGCUUGACUACGAGGGCGGCAACUUCAUCGACGACCUCAAGAAGGGCGACCUCUGGUACUUCCCAUCAGGCGUACCUCACUCCCUGCAAGGACUGAGCCCCAACGGCACCGAGUUCCUCCUCAUCUUCGACGACGGCCGGUUCUCCGAGGAGUCAACCUUUAUCCUCUCCGACUGGCUUGCCCACACACCCAAGUCAGUUAUCGCCGAGAACUUCCACCUCGAGCCCGAAGUUUUCAAACACCUCCCCGAGGGCGAGAAAUACAUCUUCCAAGGCACGCUCCCGGGCCCCAUUGACGAGGAACGGCCCAAAGGCAAGCACGCCAAGAAGUCUCGCUUCAACUUCACCCACAGGAUGCUCGACCAGGAGCCCGAGCAGACGUCGGGCGGAGAGGUUCGCAUCACCGACUCCAAGAACUUUCCCAUCUCCAAGACUGUCGCUGCCGCCCACCUCACAAUCCAGCCGGGCGCGCUGCGCGAGAUGCACUGGCAUCCCAAUGCUGACGAGUGGUCGUUCUUCAUCAAAGGUCGGGCCCGCAUUACCAUCUUUGCGGCUGAGGGCACCGCUCGCACUUUUGAUUAUGUCCCUGGUGAUGUUGGUAUUGUGCCGAAGAAUAUGGGCCAUUUUGUUGAGAAUAUUGGUGACGAGCCAAUCGAGAUGCUCGAGAUCUUCAGGGCAGAUGAAUUCCGCGAUUUCUCUCUCUUCCAGUGGAUGGGUGAGACGCCCAAGAAGCUGGUGAUUGAUCACUUGUUCAAGGAUGACAAGGAGAAUGGUGAGAAGUUCUGGAACGAGGUUAAGGAGGCCCAGAAGGAUCCCAUCACCAAGUUUCAGAAGCAAAGUAGCUCCUCGCAGUCGGAGAGAGUGGAGGAGUUGUAAAACGAAUCAUAUAUAUACACCACGUAAAGUGUAGUUUAGGAGUGUAAAAGUACAACAUCACAUUUUGAAAAC